CCCUCGGCGCUGGCAUUGAGAACCCCCAAUGCCUGCGCGCUGCUGACAGGUCUGUCGCUUCGCCCCAGCUACGACCGAGGGGCCACGGUGGCCGGCGUGGUGGGCGUCGGGCGGCUGAUCACCGGCAUGGACCGGGGGCUGCAGGGCAUGUGCGUGAACGAGCGGCGUCACCUCAUCGUGCCCCCCCACCUGGGCUACGGCAGCCUUGGGGUAGCGGGGCUGAUCCCCCCAGACGCCACCUUGUACUUUGAUGUCGUCAUGCUGGACAUCUGGAACAAAAACGACAAGCUGCAGAUCACCACCCUCUCCAAACCGGAGCACUGCAACCGCACGGUGGAGAACUCGGACUUCGUGCGGUACCACUACAAUGGCACGCUGCUGGAUGGCACUCCCUUCGACUCCAGCUACAGCAAGGACGGCACCUACGACACCUACGUGGGCACCGGCUGGCUGAUCAAGGGCAUGGACCAGGGGCUGCUGGGCAUGUGCGCUGGGGAGAAGAGGAGCAUCAUCAUCCCCCCGUUCCUUGCCUACGGGGAGAAGGGCUACGGGACCGUGAUCCCUCCACAGGCCUCGCUGGUGUUCAGCGUGCUGCUGGUGGACUUUCACAAUCCCAAGGAUGGUGUUUUCCUGGAGCACCUGGAGGUGCCGGAGUCCUGCAAGCGCAGGGCU
Messenger RNA from Phaethon lepturus (White-tailed tropicbird), 672 nucleotides. Its product is annotated as peptidyl-prolyl cis-trans isomerase FKBP10-like. The record is from RefSeq and is a predicted model, not a curated record. Gene Ontology annotation, molecular function: peptidyl-prolyl cis-trans isomerase activity. The transcript is spliced from 4 exons. Lineage: Eukaryota; Metazoa; Chordata; Aves; Phaethontiformes; Phaethontidae. The annotation marks the transcript as partial.